Molecule: messenger RNA, 1011 nt
Organism: Botrytis sinoallii
Lineage: Eukaryota; Fungi; Ascomycota; Leotiomycetes; Helotiales; Sclerotiniaceae
Exons: 1
Coding region: 1-1011 (336 amino acids)
Molecular function (GO): ammonia-lyase activity
Source: RefSeq, a predicted model, not a curated record
AUGGUGGAAACUUCCAAGCGAAGUCCAUCACAAGUUGCCGUAGAGAAGACUAGACAAGCUUGCCAAUCAAUUGGUCAAAUGUUAUUUGCACAAUGUACCGAGUUGAUAAAUCCAGCAACAAACAACGGCCUCCCUCCUAAUCUGGUGGCAGAUGAGCCAAGCGAAUCUUGGAUGUUUAAAGGUAUUGAUAUUAUGAUUGCGGCAUUGCAAUCUGAGCUUGGUUUUCUGUCUAAUCCCGUUGGAUCACAUGUUCAGACGGCUGAAAUGGGAAAUCAAGCUUUGAAUUCUCUAGGACUGAUCUCGAGUAGAUACACGCUAUCGGCUUUGGAAGUUCUGACACAGCUUUCCGCAGCGCAUCUAGUGGCUGUAUGUCAAGCUCUAGAUCUUAGAGGAAUACAGGAUUUAUUCUUUGUGAAUUUGAGGCCUAAGUUUGAGAGUUCUUUCAAUCGGAGCCUUGGAAAAUAUACUCAGGGAAGCCAUGGUCAAUGCGACGAUUCCAUGGAGACGAAGGAACUCUCUGACUUGCAACUGGUCCUCUGGGACAAAUUGACAACAAAUCUCAAUUGGAGCUCAAUAAUGGACUCGACCACGCGCUUUGAACAUGCAGUUCAAUCGCUUCAGGCAGUCAUUCUUGAUAAUUUGGAGCCCAGUCUAGAUAUCUUGCAAGCUUUGAAAGACUGGACGAAAGUGUGCUCGAAGCAAAUGAUUGACACCCACAAAGUGACAAAGAGACAAUAUUCUGAAUCAACCGGGGUUGCUAAGUUCUUUUUGGGCAAAGCCGGUGAGCGGAUGUAUUGUUAUGUACGCAAUGAGCUCCACAUCCCUUUCGUUGACGAGGAAUACCUCAAGUCUUCGGAAUGGUUAUCCGAUAAGCCUAACUCGUAUCAAUCCAUCGGAAGUAUGGUAACCACGGUAUACGAGAGCAUGACAUCGGGUGAGCUGUAUUCGGUUGCUAUCGAGUGCUUGAAAGAUGCAGAAGGGGAAAGAAAUAAUGAAUCGAAUAAAAAGUAG